UGCUAUUUGCAGUGCUAUUUUCUGGGUAAAAGGUUAAAGGGGAUGUCCAAUGCUAUUUCAUGCUUUCUGGGUUAGAGCUAUUUAGACUAAAAUUAAAUAACUGUUACAUCUGUGAAGUAAUGCUGUUAUUCUUUGGCUCCGUUGUUGUUUCUGUUAUUUUCUAUUUAUUCUUCUGGAUUGGUUGUGUAUAUAAUAGGAGGUUGUUGCUGAUUGGACCAGAGAAGAGGCCUGGAAUAUUAAUUCUUCUGGAAGUCGUCUGGAAGGAACCUCUGGGAGUCUCUGCUUGUUCUUGAUUGACUGUUGUAGCACUGUGUGUUAAAUGGUGGAAAUGUAGUGUGACAGAGUGUGGUUUCUGUGAACUCUUUAACAGAGUGCUGUUAGCCUUUGGAUACCCUGUGACCUUUCAUGUUAAUAACAUCAUUUUUCUAUUGAUUCUAUAUGUAUCUUCAUAUUUAUUUGGGAAGUUGAAAGGGGUAAGUGCAUUUGCUUUUGUAGGCCAAGAGGCCAGCAUCUGUUCUUGUGUUUAUGGAUAGACAAGGAGAUAGGGUAUACUAUUAUAUGUUUUUUUGUUUGUUUGUUUUUUAGCCGGGUUGUCUAUUAUUUUGGCAGUAGCUCACCCCUGAAUGUUUUGCUUCCGUUAUUUCUUGAUUUAAUUUUCUCCUGCUUUGUUUAUCUCUUUCAAGAUAUUGUUUGUAAACACAGAAGAACAAUGCUAUAAAAAACAAACAAGGGAAUGGUAAUUGUUUCUUUUGUCGUUUAUGUUACACCCUGACCUCGACCGAGGAUCGCCACACUGUAAUUACAGAUUUAGCUUAAAUUAAUAUGUCCGUCUAUAUUUUUCUUAGAGCAGCAGUAGCUCUAGGGCCAUCUACAUCAAAAGCAGCAGGUCAGCCCACAACACAGCAAACAUUUCAGAAACAAUAAUAAUAAUAAUACUGUUGCAAAUAUUCUGUAUGUUGUUUAAAAAUCUAAUAUAUUGUGGUCGGUAAAAGAAAAGUUUUUCUUUUUACCCAGAAAUUUUAGAGCUGUAACCACAACAUUGUUGUGAUCAGAACUGUGUGUCUGGUUAUAAAAUGCGGUUGUCACUCCUGUAUAUAACAGUGUGUGAAAGUAACUCAAAUACAGGACUGAUAACUGUAUUCUGCUGCUGUGUGAAUGUGCUCCAUGUUUCAGGAGUGAGUCAUGUUGCAUACACAGAAUGAGAGGAUUCACUCCUUCAUUAAAAUGCACUUGUAAUUCGUGAAACUGUGCAGUGUGUACCUGGCCUUUGAUGUAUUUGUUUUCAAUAUGUAAAUCUGAAUUAAGUGGAUGAAGUGGACACAUAAAAUAUUCUCUAAUUCUGUCAUUCAAUUUUUAAAAGUGCACUUAAGCAUCUUCACACAGACCUGAAACACCAGAACUGUCUCUUUCCAAACCUUUAUUUUGUUUUCUAACAAUUAUGGCAGACAAUCAUUCAUAUUCAAAAAACUAAAUAACAAUCUUAAGACAACAAGCUCAGACUGAAGACAGCAGCAAAGGGUCAAAGUACACAAGUCACAAUCAGUAAGAUAAUAAAAAUGCAGAAACUUUACCCUCUCAAAACACUUACCAGGAAACGACUGUCUCAUUAUUCCACUGCUUUCUGUCUUAUCUGAAUAUCUGGACAAAAUCAAAAACAAAUUAGGAUCAAGAAGGAUUUUUGAGAAGCUUGUUUUUGAGUAGACAACAGAUAUUUGUAAUUCGUGUGGUUAUUGAUGGAUCGUUCAUAAAGAGUGGAAAUGGAUUCACUGUCUGCAGAUGAUUUUUCUUGUCCCGUCUGUAUUGAAAUCUUCAAGGAUCCUGUUGUUUUAUCAUGUAGUCACAGUGUCUGUAAAGAGUGUCUUCAACAGUUCUGGAGAACUAAAGAAACCCAGGAGUGUCCUGUCUGCAGGAGAAGAUCCUCAAGAGAUGCACCUCCAUGUAAUCUAGUGUUAAAAAACGUAUGUGAGUCCCUCCUGAAGGAGAGAAAAGAGAGGCAUUCAUCAGAGUCUGAGGAGCUCUGCAGUUUACACAGUGAGAAACUCAAGCUCUUCUGUCUGGAGGACAAACAGCCGGUGUGUUUAGUGUGCAGAGAUUCAGAGAAACACAUCAAUCACACAUUCAGACCCAUCAGUGAAGCUGUUCCAACUUAUAAGGAGGAGCUCCAUACAGCACUGAAGUCCUUACAAGAGAAACUUCAGCACAAAGCAAACAUUAAAGAAGAGUUUGAGAAAACAGUUCAACACAUCAAGUCUCAAGCUGAUCAGACAGAGCAGCAGAUUAAACAGCAGUUUGAGACGCUUCAUCAGUUUCUCAGAGAUGAAGAAGAAGCUACAAUCCUUGCACUGAGGGAGGAAGAGGAGCAGAAGAAACAUAUGAUGAAGGAGAAGCUGGAGGAGAUCAACACACACAUCUCAGCUCUUUCACACACAAUCAAAGACAUGGAGGAGAUGAUGAAAGACAGUGACCUCUGCUUUCUGAAGAAGUUUCCAGUCUCGAUGGAAAGAGUCCAGAUCUCAUCACAGCCGGAUUCACAGACUCCUUCUGGAGCUCUGAUUCAUGUGCCACAAUACUUAGGAAACCUGCCCUUCAGAGUCUGGAAGAAGAUGCAGGACAUCGUCCAGAACAGUGAGUCUGGAGAAGCUCCUGUGAUUCUGGAUCCAAACACAGCUCAUCCACGUCUCGUCUUGUCCAAUGAUCUGACCAGUCUGAGAUGGAGCAACAUCAGGCAACCUCUUCCUGAUAAUCCAGAGAGAUUUGACAUCUAUCCCUGUGUUCUGGGUUCAGAGGGGUUUAACUCAGGAACACACUGCUGGGAUGUGGAGGUUAAAGAGAGUCCAUCCUGGGGUCUUGGUAUAACUACAGCAUCAAACCAGAGGAAGGGAGGUGAUUUCUUCAAGACUGAUGUCUGGAGUGUGCAGCACAAAAUGUUUGAAGACUUUGGUUUUUCAGUUAAACAGGUUCUUCAAUGUGUGAGAGUGAAUCUAGACUAUGACAGAGGAACAGUGUCAUUCUCUGAUCCUGUAACUAACACACAUCUACACACAUUCACAACCACCUUCACUAAAACAGUCUUUCCGUUCUUUCAUAGCAUCUACCCUCUGAAGAUCUUACCAUUACAUUAUUCUAGGUCUAAUACUAUCUUCAACCAAAGUAAAUUCUAGCAUGAACCGGGGUGGGCUAAGGAGGCUGAAUCCCCAAAUGUUUUCAGUAAAGCACUGAAUGCUUUUAUGACCGUGUCUUGUGCGCAUCAUCAUGAGUUUUCAUGUGCAUCAAAAUAAUUUAUAUUAUACCAGCACUGCUUCAGAUAUUACUGUAGCCUAUAAAUUCAUAAUACCAAUCUCAUCAUCUGUUAAAAUUUGAUUAUUGUUCUUGUACUGUACAUAAAUGGAAAACUGAAGCAGGAUGCCUUAAUCAGUUUUAGUUUUGUUUUUACCUUAUCAAUUCUGAGUUUUUAAUCCAGUGGUGGACAGUAACAGAGUAGCUUCACUUUGUUACUGUACUUAAGUAAAAUUUUCAAGUAUCUGUACUUUA
Messenger RNA from Carassius auratus (goldfish), 3531 nucleotides. Its product is annotated as E3 ubiquitin-protein ligase TRIM39-like. The transcript is spliced from 6 exons. The record is from RefSeq and is a predicted model, not a curated record. Lineage: Eukaryota; Metazoa; Chordata; Actinopteri; Cypriniformes; Cyprinidae. Gene Ontology annotation, molecular function: protein binding; zinc ion binding. Bases 1758 to 3161 code for a protein of 467 amino acids.